AUGACAUUGUUCCAAUGUAGAUAUAGGCCAAUUUGGUAAAUCAGGUUGGUGCAAGUGUUAUUGAGUCUGCUAUCUGGUGUCAGAAAAAAGUAGGCCCUAUGUGUCAUAAAAGCUGGAUAUCUGGGGAUAUGGGUAACCACCAUCAACAUUUCAGGGUUAGACCUUAUUUGGGUAUCUGAUGCCAGUAUUCUCCAAUGUUACCUUGGUGCUAUUCUUCUAGGUUAUAUUUGUUUAUAGGUGGUUGUAUAUUAAAGUAGAUGAGUGGCCCUUCUCUCCAGGGAGGCCAAGUUUAUGUUGUUGAAAGUUGAAGGUCUACUUCUUCCCUGGUGAAAUGAUUUAUGACAUGUGAUACAUCUGCGGUUUCAGUUACUGCUCCAUCAAUCAAUGAUUUAUACGUCAAUUAACAGGCUUACAAAGUUACUUGUCAAAAUUCAAUGACGUGGCUAUCAUAGGAGAAAGAUCAAAUGACUUCCUUCCUUCCUUCCUUCUCACUAGGACAUGGUCUAGAAAUCCUACAACAGGUGUUUUCCAGCCACCCACAAGCCUCCUUAAUGUCCUCUGUACGCCCUGUGAAGAAUGGAAAGCAUGUAGUCCUGUAGCAUUACAUUUACAUUUGACAUUUUAGUAAUUUAGCAGACGAUCUUAUCCAGAGCGACUUACAGUAGUGAGUGCAUACAUUUUCAUGUUUGCAGACUGGAACAGAUAACCUAAGAUGGCUCUACCGUAAAAAGGAGAGGCAUCCACCCACACCCCUUCACAGACCAAUCACACUCUCCCUCCUGCUGCUGUGGAGGGGCUUGGUGUUCAUGUAAACCCAUAGGGGAGGGAUCCACAUGCUCAACGUGAGUGGAAUGGUGUGAAAAGCCCUACUCGACUCAGAGGGCAACUUUAGUAUUAUAUGGAAGUGUAAGCCUAUUAGGCUCACUAUUUGGAGCUGAGCCAUAAACAUAUAUGAGUGUAAGCUAUCCUCCAUGUUGGCACCAAAUGUUCCAUAACAAUACUAUUCUAAUUGGUAUUCCAACUAGAAUGUAAUUAUGUUGGAACUUUUGCUGCCAACGUGGCAUGCUCCAAAAGUGGGCGGCAGGUAGCUUAGUGGUUAAGAGCGUUGGGCGAGUAACCGAAAGGUCACUGGUUCGAAUCCCCGAGCUGACUAGGUGAAAAAUCUGUCGAUGUGCCCUUAAGCAAGGCACUUAACCCUAAUUGCUCCCGUAAGUUGCUCUGGAUAAGAGCGUCUGCUAAAUGACUAAAAUGUAAAUGAUGACAAACCAAGCCUUUUUGAGCAUUUGUGAAUCAGUUCCUCUGAAAACUCCUGCAGUUUCAGGCAACACGUUGCAUUAGGCUUUCAAAGCAAUCAUUCCAAGGUGACCAUAGGGGAAUGAAUAACUUGCGUAGUUACCUUGUACCAGGCAGACACCUUUGCAUAAUAUAAAUGCAACAUGUAAAGUCUUGGUCCCAUGUUUCAUGAGCUGAAAUAAAAGAUCCCAGAAAUGUUCCAUAUGCACAAAAACAUAUUUCUCUGAAAUUUUGGCCACAAAUUUGUUUACAUCCCUGUUAGUGAGCAUUUCUCCUUUGCCAAGAUAAUCCAGUCACCUGACAGGUGUGGCAUAUCAAGGAAGAUGAUUAAACAGCAUGAUCAUUACACAGGUGCACCUUGUGCUGGGGACAAUAAAAGGCCACUCUAAAAUGUGCAGUUUUGUCACACAACACAAUGCCACAGAUGUCUCAAGUUUUGAGGGAGUGUGCAAUUGGCAUGCUGACUGCAGGAAUGUCCACCAGAGCUGUUGCCAGAGAAUUGAAUGUUAAUUUCUCUACCAUAAGCCGCCUCCAACAUCAUUUUAGAAAAUUUGGCAGAAUGUCCAACCGGCAUCACAACCUCAGACCACAUGUAACCACGCCAGCCCAGGACCUCCACAGCCAGCUUCUUCACCUGCGGGAUCAUCAGAGACCAGCCACCCGGACAGCUGAUGAAACUGAGGAGUAUUUCUGUCUGUUAUAAAGCUCUUUUGUGGGGAAAAGCUAAUUCUGUUUGACUGGGCCUGGCUCCCCAGUCGGUGGGCCUAUGUGAAAUCCAUAGAUUAUGGCCUAAUGAAUUUAUUUCAUUUAACUGAUUUCCUUAUGUGAACUGCAACUCAGUAAAAUCGUUGAAAUUGUUGUGUUUAUAUUUUUGUUCAGUAUAGAUACAAAAAGUGAAAGAAAAGAGAGAAAGAACUAAACUUUACAAAUUGCUGGUCGUUUUUUCCACUGUAGCUGUAGCUACCUAAGGUAUUGUAAAAUAUGACCAUAAUUUUCCUUUGCCUGCCGGUUGCCAAGGACGCAAGUAAUCGUGGUAGUUUCUCUGAGGUCACUAUUUGUUGACUUGUUAUCCCCUUGCACAUUGGCCCGUCUUAUCCGGGAUCCUUGGGACAUUCCUACCCCAUCUGAAGUGGACAUUUAAAGGGUUAAGGUAGGGGUUAGGGUAAGGAUUUAGGGUAGGGAUGUCCCAAGCAUCCCAGAUAGCACUGACCCUUGCACAUGCCUACUGCUGUUCUUUUACUGGCUUACAGAAGGAGGCCGGCUCUGAUUGGCUCUUCUCACUGUGACACAGCAGGCGCUUAGUAAGGAUUAGCCUAGCUCUUCUAGCCAGUCCCAGAGAGGCACAGGCAGACUAAAGACAGAGUUAUGCAAACUAUGUUUGGGUUGUAGCAUUCUCAUGGGUGCCAUGCUGGUGCACUACACUUUCCAACAUUCUAGAAUGUUGUUGUUUUUGGAACAUUUGGUGCCAAUGUGGAGUAUAGUCUGCCAAACUAUGUAGGCCUACAUCAAGGCCUGUAGCAGGACAGUUGCUGUCUGGGCCCAGGGCCAAGGUUUCACUCUGUAUUCAGAGCCAGGGUGUGUGGAGGAGAGGGCUUGUAUUAGGUUACACCUAGUCAGUAGUGAGAGGGCCCAAACUGGCAUCGUUACAAGGGUAGGGUACCCCUUUACACAUGUUAUGUACAGUACCUUCCAGAGCAGUCGUCUGGAAGAGGCUAUUCCUGAAGGAGACUCAGUCUCUCCCCAGUGGCCUUGCCAGAUAUGAGGCAGCGGUUUCUAGACCCAGGUAGCGUCACUGUCUGUCAGACUUGGAUUUAAAUACUAUUUGAAAUCAUUUCAAAUACUUUACCGGUGUUUGAUUGAAACAGCCUGGCUUAAUGGACUAAUAGAAUAGUCUCAAAACUGUAAACCCAGCCCACCUGGCACUCAAGGCAGGCUGGAGCAAAUGCUUCAACUAUUUGAAAGAUUUAUAGUAUUUGAACCCAGGUCUGCUGUCUGUCUGUAGUUAGGCUACAGGUUGUUGUUGAUGGCUACAGGGUUUCCAUUUCCUUCUCAGAUGAAUCACAGCUUAUAUUUUGGCAGGCUGAUGUGAUGUCCUCUGUGGGGUGAGAGCCAACAUUAAUAGGCGUAUGAUUACAAUUUCUGAAGUUGUGAUCUGAAAAGCAGACACGGCUAUUUAUUUUGUUUACUUAAAAACAAUUGUCGGUUGCUAUAAAGCUUGCAAAAAUGGAUUGACGUUUUUUUCUACCAGAGUACAACUUCUCAAACUAUCUGUGUAUCACAUAGGCUACAGUCAUUUUUACUUGGAAAAAACAUUAAACAAUCUGCUCUCAGUUAAGUGUAGCGUAGCCUAUCCUGUCUAACUGCUCUCUCAUUCUUCUCCUUAGGUGCUGCCGGAGUCUUAGUAGGACACCCUUUUGACACGGUUAAGGUGAGUCUGGUUGUUCUUGUUUUGGCCUGUUUCUUUCUAUUAUAUGAAAAUAAAGCUUGCAGUCACUAAGUUCAACAGUUGCUGCUUGUCUCAAACAACCAUAAAAAGCAGCAAUACAGUAUGGUAAGGUACAUUGAGGACCGUAUUCUCCACACUAUAACAGAUGCUAUUUUGUAUGUAUGGUGCUGAUUUUGUACACAUCCUGCUUGCAUAGGUCUAAUGACUGUAACAGGGACUUUCUUCGUUUCACAGAAAAGGUCUUACUGUGUUAGUAGAUACUUCACAACAGUACAAUGUAGUAAGUACAGCAAAGGUCAAUCCAUCCACCCGUCUCUCUCUGUGACACUUUGACUGUCUUGUUUUUGUUCAACCACAACAAGAAUAGGACCCUUCCUCAUCCCCUAUCAACUUUUUUAUGUCUGAGUUCACCAAGUCGUGUCAGAAAAAUCAUGUUUGUACACUUCAUUGCAGUACAUACACUAUAUAUAUAUAUAUAUACAUAUACAAAAGUAUGGGGACACCACUUCAAAUUAGUGGAUUCGGCUAUUUCAGCCACACCUGUUGCUGACAGGUGUAUAAAAUCGAGCACACCACCAUGCAAUCUCCAUAGACAAACAUUGGCAGUAGAAUGGCAUUACUGAAGGGCUCAGUUUCUUUCAACUUGGAACCAUCAUAGGAUGACAUCUUUCCAACAAGUCAGUUUGUCAAAUUUCUGCCCUGCUAGAGCUGCCCCGGUCAACUGUAAGUACUGUUAUUGUGAAGUGGAAACGUCUAGAAACAACAACGGCUUAGCCGCGAAGUGGUAGGCCACACAAGCUCACAGAAUGGGACCGCUGAAGCGAGUAGCGUGUAAAAAUCGUCUGUCCUGGGUUGCAAACACUCACUACUGAGUUCCAAAAUGACUCUGGAAGCAACGUCAGCACAAUAACUGUUCGUUGGGAACUUCAUGAAAUGGGUUUCCAUGGCCGAGCAGCUGCACACAAGCCUAAGAUCACCAUACGCAAUGUCCAAGCUUCGGCUGGAGUGGUGUAAUGCUCGCCGCCAUUGGACUCUGGAGCAGUGGAAACGCGUUCUCUGGAGUGAUGAAUCACGCUUCACCAUCUGGCAGUCCGAUGGACGAAUGUGGGUUUGGUGGAUGCCAGGAGAACGCUACCUGCCCCAAUGGAUAGUGCCAACUGUAAAGUUUGGUGGAGGAGGAAUAAUGUUCUGGGGCUGUUUUUCAUGGUUCGGGCUAGGCCCCUUAGUUCCAGUGAAGGGAGAUCUUAACACUACAGCAUACAGUGACAUUCUAGAUGAUUCUGUGCUUCCAACUUUGUGGCAACAGUUUGGGGAAGGCCUUUUCCUGUUUCAGCAUGACAAUGCCCCCGUGCACAAAGCGAGGUCCAUACAGAAAUUGUUUUUUGAGAUCGGUAUGGAAGAACUUGACUGGCCUGCACAGAGCCCUGACUUCAACCCCAUCGAACACCUUUGGGAUGAAUUUGAACGGCAACUGUGAGCCAGGCCUAGUCACCCAACAUCAGUGCCUUGCCUCACUAAUGCUCUUGUGGCUGAAUGGAAGCAAGUCCCCGCUGCAAUGUUCCAACAUCUAGUGGAAAGCCUUCCCAGAAGAGUGGAGGAUGUUAUAGCAGCAAAGGGGGGACCAACUCAAUAUUAAUGCACAUGAUUUUGGAAUGAGAUGUUCAACGAGCAGGUGUCCACAUACUUUUGGUAAUGUAGUGUAUAGUUUUGUGUAAUGGUAAGCUAUUCUGUAUUCCCUCAUUUUUGUUCCUAUGUUGUAAUACUGUUGUCAGGAAGUGUUGGUUCGUUAAGGAGGGAUGCUGAUUGGCCGUCCAGGUUAUAUUUGACUUUUGACCUUGACCUGUGUCUGUGUUGCAGGUGAGACUCCAGGUCCAGAAUGUGGACAAGCCUCUCUACCGCGGGACCUACCACUGUUUCCAGUCCAUUGUACGGCAGGAGUCGGUAAGUCCUACCUAAAUCUUUAUAAUUUAGUGGAAGCUGCGUCUCCAAUUGAAAUUUAAACAGGUGAUUAGCUCAUGUUAAGUUGUCAUGUUUGGUAUAUUAUAGUCCUAUAGGCUUCAGAUUUGUUUUAAAACACUCUGGCCAGUCUCCCAUCAACACAACCACAUUGAGGUCUGCUCUGCUUGAGUUAUUUCCAGAGGUUACGGCUCAUUUGGUCUCUUGGCCAAAAGCUGUUGUUUUGGCUUUUGAUGUGGUAUUAAUGAGGUCAGUUUGUCCUAAGCGCUGAUCCUGGACCUGUCUGUGUCAGACGACCUCACCUGUCUUGUCUUGUGACUGAUGUUAUGGGACUGCUAGAAUACUCACAGAGUCCAUGGAGGUGGGAGAGGAGAGGCAGUAGCACAGAGCUCUACAGUGCGACCAUUUUACUUGCAAAUGCGCUAAAAUAUUUUGCUGUGCAACCUGGAAUUUUUAUUCAAGAGCACUUUUUAUUUAAGAGCACUAGUGUGCCUAGAAAAAUGAAGGAUUCUAGCUUUAUUACCUCAAAUAUUUUUAAUUGUGCUCCUAAAUUUCUUUGUGUGCGUUUUUCAACUUAGGCGCACACAUGCUCCUUGUAAGAAAGGUCAGCGUAGAGCCCUGUAGUAAAUAUGGGCUGCGGAAUACGUAUUUUGGUUUGUGUUCUGUUAAUCGAUGCCUUAUAAGGGUUUUAACAAGUUUAUAAAUGAAUUCUACAACAUGCAUUAGUUAGAAUUACAGUACCAGUCAAAAGUUUGGACACACCUACACAUUCAAUGGUUUUUCUUUAUUUUUACUAUUUUCUACAUUAUAGAAUAAUAGUGAAGAUAUCAAAACUAUGUAAUAACACAUAUGGAAUCAUGUGUUAAGCAAAUCAAAAUAUAUUUUAUAUUUGAGAUUCUUCAAAUAGCCACCCUUUGCCUUGAUGACAGCUUUGCACGCUCUGGCAUUCUCUCAACCAGCUUAAUCUGGAAUGCUUUUCCAACAGUCUUGACGGAGUUCCCACAUAUGCUGAGCACUUGUUUGGCGGCUUUUCCUUCACUCUGCCGUCUGACUCAUCCCAAACCAUCUAAAUUGGGUUGAGGUCGGGGGAUUGUGGAGGCCAGGUCAUCUGAUGCAGCACUCCAUCACUCUCCUUCUUGGACAAAUAGCCCUUACACAGCCUGGAGGUGUGUUGGGUCAUUGUCCUGUUGAAAAACAAAUGAUAGUCCCACAAGCCCAAACCAGAUGGGAUGGUGUAUCGCUGCAGAAUGCUGUGGUAGCCAUGCUGGUUAAGUGUGCCUUAAAUUCUAAAUAUAUCACAGACAGUGUCACCAGCAAAGAACCCCCACACCAUAACACCUCCUCCUCCAUGUUUUACAGUGGGAACUACACAUGCAGAGAUCAUCCGUUCACCCACACCGCGUCUCACAAAGACACGGCGGUUGGAACCACAAAUUUGGACUCCAGACCAAAGGACAAAUUUCCAUCUGUCUAAUGUCCAUUGCUUGUGUUUCUUGGCCCAAGCAGGUCUCUUCAUCUUAUUGGUGUCCUUUAGUGGUGGUUUAUUUGCAGCAUUUCAACCAUGCAGCCUAAUUCACACAGUCCCAUCUGAACAGUUGAUGUUGAGAUGUGUCUGUCACUUGAACUCUGUGAAUAAUUUAUUUGGGAUGCAAUUUCUGAGGCUGGUAACUCUAAUGAAUUUAUCCUCUGCAGCAGAGGUAAAUCUGGGUCUUCCAUUCCUGUGGCGGUCCUCAUGAGAGCCCGUUUCAUCAUAGCGCUUGAUGGUUUUUGCGACUGCACUUUCAAAGUCUUUGAAAUAUUCCGUACUGACUGAUCUUCAUGUCUUAAAGUAAUGAUGGACUGUCGUUUCUCUUUGCUUAUUGGAGCUGUUCUUGACAUAAUAUGGACUUGGUCUUUUACCAAAUAGGGCUAUCUUCUGUACACCACCCCUACCAACUGAUUGGCUCAAACGCAUUAAGAAGGAAAGAAAUUCCACAAAUUAACUUUUAAGAAGGCACACCUGUUAAUUGAAAUGCAUUCCAGGUGACUACCUCAUGAAGGUAGUUGAGAGAAUACCAAGAGUGUGCAAAGCUGUCAUCAAGGCAAAGGGUGGCAUAUUUUUAACUAUUUGCACAUCAUUAGAACACUGUACAGUGCCUUGCAAAAGUAUUCAUCGACCUUGGCGUUUUUCCUAUUUUGUUGCAUUACAACCAGUCAUUUAAAUUGAUUUUUAUUUGGAUUUCAUGUAAUGGACAUACACAAAAUAGUCCAAAUUGGUGAAGUGAAAUGAAAAAAUAACUUGUUUCAAAAAAUUUGAACAAAUAAAUAACGGAAAGCGGUGUGUGCAUAUGUAUUCACCCCCUUUGCUAUAAAGCCCCUAAAUAAGAUCUGGUGCAACCAAUUACCUUCAGAAGUCACAUAAUUAGUUAAAUACAGUUCACCUGUGUGCAAUCUAAGUGUCACAUGAUCUCAGUAUAUAUACACCUGUUCUGAAAGACCCCAGUCCGCAACACCACUAAGGAAGGGGCACCACCAAGCAAGCGGCACCAUGAAGACCAAGGAGCUCUCCAAACAGGUCAGGGACAAAGUUGUGGAGAAGUACAGAUCAGUUUUGGGUUAUAAAAAUAUCAGAAACUUUGAACAUCCCACGGAGCACCAUUAAAUCCAUUAUUAAAAAAUGGAAAGAAUAUGGCACCCCAACAAACCUGUCAAGAGAGGGCUGGCCAUCAAAACCCACAGACCUGGCAAGGAGGGCAUUGAUCAGAGAGGCAACAAGGAGACCAAAGAUAACCCUGAAGGAGCUGCAAAGCUCCACAGCGGAGAUUGAUGUAUCUGUCCAUAGGACCACUUUAAGCGAUACACUCCACAGAGCUGGGCUUUACGGAAGAGUGGCCUGAAAAAAACCAUUGCUUAAAGAAAACAAUAAGCAAACACGUUUGGUGUUCGCCAAAAGGCAUGUGGGAGACUCCCCAAACAACAAUGGAACAAUGUACUCUGGUCAGAUUAGACAAAAAUUGAGCUUUUUGGCCAUCAUGAAAACACUAUGUCUGGUGCAAACCCAACACCUCUCAUCACCCCGAGAACACAUCCCACAGUGAGCAUGGUGUGGCAGCAUCAUGCUGUGGGAUGGAAAUGCAAAUGGAGAUAGCAUGCAGUUAUUUCCAGAGGUUACGGCUCAUUUGGUCUCUUGGCCAAAAGCUGUUGUUUUGGCUUUUGAUGUGGUAUUAAUGAGGUCAUUUGUCCUAAGCGCUGAUCCUGGACCUGUCUGUGUCAGACUAGAAUACUCACAGAGUCCAGGAGGGGAGAGAGAGGCAGUAGCACAGAGCUCUACAGUGCGACCAUUUUACUUGCAAAUGCGCUUAACAUAUAGUUGCUGUACUGUGCAACCGGGAAAUUCUCGAGGAGUUCCAGAUUUACAAGAGCACUUUUUAUUUAAGAGCCCUAGGUGUGCCUAGAAAAAAUUAAGGCUUUCAGCUUUAUUAACUCAAACUAUUUUUAAUUGUGAUCCUAAAUUUCUGUGUGUGCGUUUUUCAAUUAGGCGCACACAUGCUCCUUGUAAAAAAAGGUCAACGUAGAGCCCUGUAGUAAAUAUGGGCUGCGGAAUACGUAUUUUGGUUUGUGUUCUGUUAAUCGAUGCCUUAUAAGGGUUUUAACAAGUUUAUAAAUGAAUUCUACAACAUGCAUUGAGUUAGAAUUACAGUACCAGUCAAAAGUUUGGACACACCUACACAUUCAAUGGUUUUUCUUAAUUUUACUAUUUUCUACAUUAUAGAAUAAUAGUGAAGAUAUCAAAACUAUGUAAUAACACAUAUGGAAUCAUGUGUUAAGCAAAUCAAAAUAUAUUUUAUAUUUGAGAUUCUUCAAAUAGCCACCCUUUGCCUUGGACAGGCCGCGACCGGGAGACUCAUGGGCGGCGCACAAUUGGCCCAGCGUUGUCCAGGGUAGGGGAGGGAAUGGCCGGCAGGGAUGUAGCUCAGUUGAUAGAGCAUGGUGUUUGCAACACCAGGGUUGUGGGUUUGAUUCCCACGGGGGGCCAGUAUAAAAAAAAAAUGUAUUCACUAACUGUAAGUCGCUCUGGAUAAGAGCGUCUGCUAAAUGACUAAAAUGUAAAUGUAAAUGACAGCUUUGCACACUCUGGCAUUCUCUCAACCAGCUUCAUCUGGAAUGCUUUUCCAACAGUCUUUACGGCGUUCCCACAUAUGCUGAGCACUUGUUUGGCGGCUUUUCCUUCACUCUGCCGUCUGACUCAUCCCAAACCAUCUACAUUGGGAUGAGGUCGGGGGAUUGUGGAGCCCAGGUCAUCUGAUGCAGCACUCCAUCACUCUCCUUCUUGGACAAAUAGCCCUUACACAGCCUGGAGGUGUGUUGGGUCAUUGUCCUGUUGAAAAACAAAUGAUAGUCCCACAAGCCCAAACCAGAUGGGAUGGUGUAUCGCUGCAGAAUGCUGUGGUAGCCAUGCUGGUUAAGUGUGCCUUGAAUUCUAAAUAAAUCACAGACAGUGUCACCAGCAAAGAACCCCCACACCAUAACACCUCCUCCUCCAUGUUUUACGGUGGGAACUACACAUGCAGAGAUCAUCCGUUCACCCACACCGCGUCUCACAAAGACACGGCGGUUGGAACCAAAAAUCUCAAAUUUGGACUCCAGACCAAAGGACACAUUUCCAUCGGUCUAAUGUCCAUUGCUCGUGUUUCUUGGCCCAAGCAGGUCUCUUCAUGUUAUUGGUGUCCUUUAGUGGUGGUUUAUUUGCAGCAUUUCAACCAUGCAGCCUAAUUCACACAGUCCCAUCUGAACAGUUGAUGUUGAGAUGUGUCUGUCACUCCCAAAUAAAUUGAAUAAUUUAUUUGGGAUGCAAUUUCUGAGGCUGGUAACUCUAAUGAACUUAUCCUCUGCAGCAGAGGUAAAUCUGGGUCUUCCAUUCCUGUGGCGGUCCUCAUGAGAGCCCGUUUCAUCAUAGCGCUUGAUGGUUUUUGCGACUGCACUUUCAAAGAUCUUGAAAUAUUCCGUACUGACUGACCUUCAUGUCUUAAAGUAAUGAUGGACUGUCGUUUCUCUCUGCUUAUUGAAGCUGUUCUUGACAUAAUAUGGACUUGGUCUUUUACCAAAUAGGGCUAUCUUCUGUAUACCACCCCUACCUUGUCACAACACAACUGAUUGGCUCAAACGCAUUAAGAAGGAAAGAAAUUCCACAAAUUAACUUUUAAGAAGGCACACCUGUUAAUUGAAAUGCAUUCCAGGUGACUACCUCAUGAAGGUAGUUGAGAGAAUACCAAGAGUGUGCAAAGCUGUCAUCAAGGCAAAGGGUGGCAUAUUUUUAAACUAUUUGCACAUCAUUAGAACACUGUACAGUGCCUUGCAAAAGUAUUCAUCGACCUUGGCGUUUUUCCUAUUUUGUUGCAUUACAACCAGUCAUUUAAAUUGAUUUUUAUUUGGAUUUCAUGUAAUGGACAUACACAAAAUAGUCCAAAUUGGUGAAGUGAAAUGAAAAAAUAACUUGUUUCAAAAAAUUUGAACAAAUAAAUAACGGAAAGCGGUGUGGUGCAUAUGUAUUCACCCCCUUUGCUAUAAAGCCCCUAAAUAAGAUCUGGUGCAACCAAUUACCUUCAGAAGUCACAUAAUUAGUUAAAUACAGUUCACCUGUGUGCAAUCUAAGUGUCACAUGAUCUCAGUAUAUAUACACCUGUUCUGAAAGACCCCAGUCCGCAACACCACUAAGGAAGGGGCACCACCAAGCAAGCGGCACCAUGAAGACCAAGGAGCUCUCCAAACAGGUCAGGGACAAAGUUGUGGAGAAGUACAGAUCAGUUUUGGGUUAUAAAAAUAUCAGAAACUUUGAACAUCCCACGGAGCACCAUUAAAUCCAUUAUUAAAAAAUGGAAAGAAUAUGGCACCCCCAACAAACCUGUCAAGAGAGGGCUGGCCAUCAAAAACCCACAGACCUGGCAAGGAGGGCAUUGAUCAGAGAGGCAACAAGGAGACCAAAGAUAACCCUGAAGGAGCUGCAAAGCUCCACAGCGGAGAUUGAUGUAUCUGUCCAUAGGACCACUUUAAGCGAUACACUCCACAGAGCUGGGCUUUACGGAAGAGUGGCCUGAAAAAAAACCAUUGCUUAAAGAAAACAAUAAGCAAACACGUUUUGGUGUUCGCCAAAAGGCAUGUGGGAGACUCCCCAAACAACAAUGGAACAAUGUACUCUGGUCAGAUUAGACAAAAAUUGAGCUUUUUGGCCAUCAUGAAAACACUAUGUCUGGUGCAAACCCAACACCUCUCAUCACCCCGAGAACACCAUCCCCACAGUGAAGCAUGGUGGUGGCAGCAUCAUGCUGUGGGGAUGGGAAACUGGUCAGAAUGGAAGGAAUGAUGCAUGGCACUAAAUACAGGGAAAUUCUUGAGGGAAACCUGUUUCAGGUAUCCUGAGAUUUGAGACUGGGACGGAAGUUCACCUUCCAGCAGGACAAUGACCCUAAGCAUACUGCUAAAGCAACACUCGAUUGGUUUAAAGGGAAACAUUGAAAUCUCAAAGCGCAGACCUCAAUCCAGUUGAGAAUAUGUGGUAUGACUUAAAGAUUGCUAUACACCAGCGGAACCCAUCCAACUUGAAGGAGCUGGAUUAGUUUUGCCUUGAAGAAUGGGCAAAGAUCCCAGUGGCUAGAUGUGCUAAGCUUAUAGAGACAUACUCUAAGAGACUUGCAGCUGUAAUUGCUACAAAUAAUUGACUUUGGGUGGGUGAAUAGUUAUGCACACUCACGUUUUCUUUUUUUGGGUCUUAUUUCUUGUUUGUUUCAAAUAAAAAACAUUUUGCAUCUUCAAAGUGGUAUGUAAAUCAAAUGAUAUUUUAAUUCCAGGUUGUAAGGCAACAAAUAGGAAAAAUGCAUUUCGCAUGCCACUGUAUAGGAACUGAAGUUACUUUUUUUCUUUUGCAAUAGCACAGAACAGGAUGUAGACCAAUUAUACUGUGUAUGAAAGAUUAAAAAGACUACAUAUCCAUUAUGGACCCUGCCAUAACAUUAUUGUGGUCCUUUGUAGCUCAAUUGGUAGAGCACGGCGCUUGUAACGCCAGGGUAGUGGGUUCGAUCCCCGGGACCACCCAUAUGUAAAAAUGUAUGCACACAUGACUGUAAGUCGCUUUGGAUAAAAGCGUCUGCUAAAUGGCAUAUUAUUAUUAUUAUUAUUAUUAUUAUUAUUAUUAUUAUUAUAUUAUUUGAAGAAUCUCAAAUAUAAAAUAUUUUGAUUUGUUUAACACUUUUGGUUACUACAUGAUUACAUAUGUGUUAUUUCAUAGUUUUGAUGUCUUCACUAUUAUUCUACAAUGUAAAAAAUAGUAAAAAUUAAGAAAAACCCUUGAAUGAGUAGGUGUGUCCAAACUUUUGACUGGUAGUGUAUGUGGCUCCCUCUUUUCAUGCUUCACACGAGUCCAUAGCCUGAAAUAUAUCAUUUUUGAAAUCUCUGCCCUUCUCCUUUUCUGUCUCUCUUUACCUGACCAAUCUUUCCCUCCUUCACCCUCCAGAUGUUUGGGCUGUACAAAGGCAUCGGCUCCCCCAUGAUGGGCCUAACCUUCAUCAACGCCAUAGUGUUUGGAGUGCAGGGCAACGCUAUGCGUUACCUGGGCCAUGACACCCCUAUGAACCAGUUCCUGGCCGGGGCCGCAGCCGGAGCCAUCCAGUGUGUCAUCUGUUGCCCAAUGGAGCUGGCCAAGACACGCAUGCAGAUGCAAGGUAGGGAUUUACAUUUACAUUUUAGUUAUUUAGCAGACGCUCUUAUCCAGAGCGACUUACAGUUAGUGAGUGCAUACAUUUUCAAAAUAAUUGGCUUUUAAUGCUGCGUUCAAAACAAGUAGGAACUCGGAAAUCUCAGACUUCAGUGCGUUCAAGACAACUGGGAACUCCGACAGGGAAAAAUAGUUUUGAACGCUCAUCCAAAUCGGAAUUCCAAGCCGGAAACACUGGCAUCUUUCUAGAGCUCCGACGUUCCGACCUGGAGGUAUUAUCACUGACGCCAUAAUUUGUUUUUUUUCUGAGUUCCCAGUUGUCUUGAAAGCACCAUUUUAAUACUAGGAAAGGAGUGGAGAUAACAACUAUUCUCUCCAACUGCUUAAAAUGGUCUGAAUUAGAAAAUGGUGCUCUUCUUUACACGUGUCAUGGUGCAGUAUAAACCAGGUCAUCUGACCACUAGAUGUCCUCGUAUACCCAUGCAGGUAAUAAAUGCACAUGCGUAUUUCAAUUGAAGUUGCUAUAUGUUAUCAGGAAAGUCAUGAACAAGUAUUAGAAAUGUUUUGACAACCUUGGGGAUCAAUGUUGAUAAUUCGAUAUGAUAUUGAUUUGAGUGAGGUACGUUGUGAUAUUGUUUUUUGUAAAAACUACACCGUUAUUGCAAGCAUGCAACACUGCCUUAGGAGUGUGCCAUAUCAUGAUUUGAUGAGGAAUUUGUUACUUUAAUAUAACAAAAACUGUUGUCAACACUUGCAAGAAUACUUUACUGGGCAAAAGUGUUCCAUGUUCCAUACAUACACAUUCAUUGGUUUCCUCAGUAUUUGGUGGUGGAGCAACCUAGCUAACAAGCCAAGCUAGCUAACUAGCCAGCAAGUUAAACAAUUUGUGGAUUGUACUCUGCCAUAUCAAGCUAGCCACUUACCUACCUCCUUAGCAAAUAAUAGUUUCUAAGAAGCGCAUUCUGUGUAGUUGAUGUUUGUGCAGAUGUUUGUGUUCUAGUUAGCAAACGUUUGUAGCUAGCGGGCACACUUUUAUGUCAUUUUAGCUUAUCUGAGCUAGCUAGCAUAAUGUACUCUGUGCACUGCCCCUACACUGUUGGAAAACGUGUACCAUAGACUGAUGUGUUGUUCAGCAACAAAACCGAUACGUGCACAACUUUGGGGCAAAACAGAGGGGGUUGCCUUAGAAUCAAAGGAUUAUUAACAACAUGUAACCUAUAUUGUAAACUAUAAAACAAUACGCACUAGUUUUUUCUCUAGUAGAUAGUUACAGGUGUUGGUUAGCUAGCUAGCACAUUUUUUUCCAUAUUAGCAUUGAUGUGACAUAAGUAAAAACACCUAAAAACAAGACAUGGUAUCAAGAACAAGAUACAACUAGCUGAAACAUGCCACCUACAAUUCUCCACAUGGCCACUUCUUGUCAUUGUUGCUAGCUAUCUGAUCGUUCAGAAUCAUAACAACACACUGCCUUUUGCCUCUGCGAUGCGCACGCAUCAUUUUGGUGAUGUUGUCAACCCACCUGUCUAUAGCAUCAGUUUAAUGGGUUCACCAAUGGCAUUAACUUCAUUAAAACGUUUUAAAAACAUGUAUGGCCACCUAUUUCAUGUUUCUCCAAAAGUCAACCUUUCCAUAUUGGUUCCCAUCACUAGUAUUUAUAGUUCUACUGUGUUACUAAGGCACUGGGGAGAAGAAGUCCAAGAGGAAGCUGUACAAGAACUCCCUGGACUGCCUGGCCAGUAUCUACAAGUGGGAGGGGCUGCUGGGGGUGAACCGCGGCAUGGUCACCACGCUGAUCCGAGAGACCCCCUGCUUUGGAGUCUACUUCCUGACCUACGACUUUCUGACCCGCUCCAUUGGCUGCGAGCCCGGCGAACCUUACAUGAUCCCCAAGCUGCUAUUUGCCGGCGGGAUGUCCGGGGUCACCUGCUGGCUGUCCACCUAUCCUGUGGACGUGAUUAAGUCCCGCCUCCAGGCGGACGGGAUGGGCGGAGUCUACCAGUACAGCAGCAUCGCUGACUGCGUGCGGCAGAGUGUGAGAAGGGAGGGGCUCAGAGUGUUCACACGAGGUCUCACCUCCACCCUGCUCAGGGCAUUUCCCGUCAACGCUGCCACCUUCGCCACCGUCACGCUGGUGCUGCUGUACGCACGGGGAGUGGAAGAGGGGCCCACAAACUGUGAGCCAGAGCCCCCCGACACAGCUCACCAUACACAGCUACCGCAGCAGACCCAGGCCUCCAGCCUGUGACCUGAGUCUGGAGGUGUUACCCCCAACUGAGCUGCUCUACUGUGGG
Molecule: messenger RNA, 15673 nt
Organism: Coregonus sp. 'balchen'
Lineage: Eukaryota; Metazoa; Chordata; Actinopteri; Salmoniformes; Salmonidae
Source: the annotation of a GenBank genome assembly